GUGGAUCCAAGAGGAGAAGGAGAGCACGGAGCAGUGGCCUGAGGAGACUGAUAGCAGGGCGGGCAGGGCGCGCUUAGGCACCCUUUGGUGCUUUAAGUCCCUGAGCUCCCUCAACCUGUGUCUUGCCUCCUCACUUGCCGGCUUCUGCCCGCCCAGCACGGGGCGCUCCCCGCCCCGAAGGAGGUGGCACAGCCUGGCGCGUGAGGGAGACCGGCUGGGCGUCAUGACUCCAGUAUGUGUCUGCCUCCUCCCUGCCGCAUCCCUCCCCGAGCACACUGUUUUUCUUUCUUUGUUUUUUCUCUUUUUCCCCAGAAGAAAAUCAGGUACAUUUGCUACGCUCAGAGAUCUAAGACUUUUAAAACUUGCCUGGUCUUUAAUCAUUCCUUAA
This is a messenger RNA of Rangifer tarandus platyrhynchus (Svalbard reindeer), 388 nucleotides long. Lineage: Eukaryota; Metazoa; Chordata; Mammalia; Artiodactyla; Cervidae. The record is from the annotation of a GenBank genome assembly.